This is a messenger RNA of Lactuca saligna, 2012 nucleotides long. The record is from the annotation of a GenBank genome assembly. NCBI's taxonomy places the organism in Eukaryota, Viridiplantae, Streptophyta, Magnoliopsida, Asterales, Asteraceae.
CUAGGACCAUGCUCUCUAAAGUAAUAAUAUACGUAUCCGCUCCAUUUAGAGCCUUGCUAAUUUGCUAUAGAUUUUAUCAACGGCCCAAGGACUAUUUAUGUAACUAAAAAUUUAUUCUUUCUUUUCUUUCAACCCGACACCAAAAAGAACAAGAUAAGGUGUUAGAAAAAUGAGGAAAUCGAUUCUACCGACUACUGAGGCAAAUCCUUGAAACUAUGGUAAAGACGUAAAGUUGAAAUGAAAGUAUGAAACAAUCCAAGUUAAACCCACAUGAGGUCGGAUUUCUUUCAGCUUCAAAAUCUAAAAAACCCUAAAUUGUUCUUCUAAUGAGGAAGACAAUGUGCUCUUCUUCCUCUGCAGCCAACUUCCUGCCUCUUCAUCUCCCUAGCAGAAAUCGCCUCUUUCUUAAAUUUUCACUUCCAUUUCCAAUUUUAAACGAUGAAGGUGUUUUCAGACACGCAAACCCUAGAAGACGAAGAUUAAUAUCUCUAUCUGCUUCAAUUACCCGGGAUAACCUCGAAUUGUCGUCUCCUAAUAGACGGGAUGCUGAAGACUACAAUGGUUGGGCGAUUCUUGAAGAAUCUGAAACUCCAAAGAAACACAAAAAAGGAUUGCCUACAUUUCUACUGUUUGGUAUUGGGACCUCAGUUGUGGCUUUACUCGCUGUGUUCGCUCAUUUUACUCUAUCAAGAAAAGGUUACGUUUUGCGAUUCACCACCCCAUUUCAUGUUUCUGUUGAUCAUAAAUCAUCGAGUUCAGAAGAUACAUCAGAGGUAGAUGAAGCUGUUACUAAGCCAUUGAUGGAAACCGUUUCUGAAGAAGUUGAUGCAACAACAGAAGAAGUAAUUGAUCAUAUUAAGAAAGGAAAAGAAAAGCCUGGAAGAAUAGUAGUUUCAGUUUCUGCAGAUCCUACUCAACAAGAAGCUUUAAUAUGGUUAAAGAAUCUGAAGAUAAUUGAAGAUGAAGUCAUGGCAGAUGAGUUAUGUUCUAGAAGAGAAUAUGCAAGAUGGCUGAUUCUACUCAACUCCACACUUGAAAGGAAUCCAAAGAAUAGGAUAUCCCCAUAUGUUUCAUUGGCUGGAUCCACCAUUAAUGCUUUUGAUGACAUUAAGAGUGAAGAUCCUGAUUUUGUUUACAUUCAAGCUCUCGCUGAAGCUGGUGUUGUUCUGAGCAAGUUGUCCAGUGAAAACUUAACUUCUGAUCUGGAUACAAGUUUUUUCCCAGAGAGAUUUAUAUCACGGGAGGAUCUUAUUGGUUGGAGAGCUAAACUAGAAUACCAAGUUAUGGCAGGAUUAAACGAAGAGAUAUUAAGGAACAAAAUAGGGUUUCUGGAUGCAAGGGAGCUGAAGUCAGAUAUAUUGCCACCUCUUUUCAUGGACAUGAUGGCUGAUGACAAAAGCAUAAUGAGAAAAGUUUUUGGUCAAGUGAAGCGGUUUCAGCCUGGGAAACCCUGCACCAAGGCACAAGCAGCAGUGGCACUCACAAGUGGAAAAUUCACCAAACUAAUUCACCAAGAAUUUUCAAAACUAAAAUCUGAAAACUCCUCACGAAAUUUUGCAAUUAAAGAGAUAAAAUCUGAGCUUCUUGAAAGAGGAGAGAUACGAAGAUUUUGGGAGAAAAAGAUACAAGAUGAAAAAAGGCAUCGUUUGGAGGAAAUAGCAGCUUUAGAUUGUCAAAAACAGUUGCUUUUGAGUUUGGAGAAAGAAGUUGAUGAAAUGAAUGAGAGACUUUCAUAUGAAAGGAAGAAUUUUGUUGAUGAGAAACAUAAAACACGUAGUAAUGUUGGUGAAUUAGAGGUCAAAUAUGAAAGAAUUCUUGACACAAAGUCAAUACUUGAAGCUGAAUUAGAAGCCCUUCGUAUACUCAGAUCUUGGAUAGAGGAUGAAGCAAAAAAGGGUCAAGCAAGGACUAAGGGGUGGUUGUGGAGGUGGGAAAUGGUUUAUGUGGUAGUGAUGACCAGUGACUUCCUUGAAGAUGAUGAAAAUGGUUUACAUGUCAUUUUAGUCGAUUAA